Molecule: messenger RNA, 523 nt
Organism: Paramecium tetraurelia
Lineage: Eukaryota; Ciliophora; Oligohymenophorea; Peniculida; Parameciidae
Exons: 3
Source: RefSeq, a predicted model, not a curated record
CUAAUUUAUAAAAACAAUGGCAGCUUAGCCAACUCCAAGAAUCAUAAAAGAGACUCAGAAUUUAGCAAAAGACAAGGUUUAAGGCAUUGAAGUAACUCCUGACCCUGGAAAUUUCAAACAUUUUUUUGUAAUAAUUUCUGGACCUCCCAAUACUCCAUAUGAAGGAGGGGUUUUUGAUGUUGAAUUACUAUUGCCAGAUGAUUAUCCAAUGUCUCCUCCAAAAUGUGUAUUCAAUACAAAGAUUUAUCAUCCAAAUAUUGACAAUUUAGGAAGAAUUUGUUUAGAUGUGUUAAAAGACAAAUGGUCUCCUGCAUUAUAAAUCAGAUCAAUUUUACUUUCAAUAUAGGUGCUACUGAGCUCCCCUAAUCCUGAUGAUCCAUUAAACAAUGAUGCAGCCAAUUUGUGGAAAACAAAUGAAGCCUAAGCACUAAUGAAGGCCAGAGAUUUCACAUUGAAAUAUGCAAAAAAACAUUGAUAUGAUUGAUUUGUUGGAAUAUAUAUAUAAAUAUUUGAUUUUCUUUAA